This is a messenger RNA of Salpingoeca rosetta, 1802 nucleotides long. RefSeq lists its product as uncharacterized. The coding region runs from base 1098 to 1433 and encodes 111 amino acids. The transcript has 3 exons. Lineage: Eukaryota; Choanoflagellata; Craspedida; Salpingoecidae. The record is from RefSeq and is a predicted model, not a curated record.
CACAACCCACCGACCCGCCAUACAAGAAGAGCACCCCUGCACCCGAGAGCACCAACAACCUAACAACAUCCUGCUGCCUUGCUGCUGCUCUGCUCGCAUCACACCAGAGCCAGGACAAUAUUCUUUGCCCUCUCUGUCCUUCCCUACUCUUCUAAUCUUGUGUUUGCCCUGUAAUUCUUUGAGACCAGCGGAUGAUGGGUGCAACGAAAGAGCAACCGCCGGCAGGCCGGCGUUUCCCUAAAUUUCCUGCCAUACGCCCCACCACAACCCCUGCCUACAGCAAUGCCACAGUAACACAACAAGUGGCCAGCCAAGCGGUGCCGUUGCUGCAGCGACACAGAGAUGACACACCAGCACACCAGCCAGAGCCGAAAGGAACAGAACGGAUCACAGCAUUGCUGCAGCACACACUAUCCAAAGGUCUUUGCAUCGUGUGGUGAUGGGGACCGCACCACAGCCAGGCAUCCAGGCAGCACAUGAACCUGGUUGCCAGCGUGCCAAAGCUCCACCCUCUUGAGUCCAAAGCUGACACAGCAACAACCCACCAAAACGACAACAUCAAGGGCGGCAGCAUCAACCAGUCAGCGAAACCCCUGCAGCACCCAAUAUGAUGAACAAGGGUGGAUAUACUAUGGCAGACUGCCGUGCUGUGCUGAAACCCACGUAUUGUCUUGUGUGGCGUGACGGAGGCAAGCAUGAGCAGCAGCAGGCUACUCGGCUAGAUUGCAGGAGUGCCAUGAUUAUCUUUUCCUCUCGUCCUGUCUCAUGGCACAACGAUGCUUCUUUGCGGCCGCAGAAGAGAGAGCUCUUGUUUGGUCGCGCUGGUUGUCUCGUUGUCUGUCUUUGAGCUGCUGUCUUCGCCUCCUGCCGUGUGCAGGUGAAUUGGCGAAGGUGAGAUAGGUUGUUUUGCCUCCGUUUUGUUUUUGUCUCCUCUAGUGGUAGAGUGGUGAACUGGUGAAGGAAGCAGGGUGCUAUGGCGGUUGCUCUUGUCUCCUCCCUUUCUCCCUCUUUUUCUUCCUUUAUUGCCAUCGUUCCUUAGUUCCUUGUUCCUUUCUUCAUGCAGAUGUCUAGAUGUUGCUCGUGUGUUUAUUUAUUCCAUGCUGUCCAUGGGAUCUCAGGACCUCCUCUUUGUGCCCUUCCUGCCUUGUCGGCCGCACCCCUGCACCCUCCUAGCCUCCUUGUUCUUCUUUAUUUUUUUUAUUUUUUUGUAUUUUGAGCUGCUGGCCGCCACCCGCAGCUUCCCACUGCCUGCUUGCGGCUGGCAAAGGGACAAGGCUACCUACUACAGCGAGCGAUGCAUGCAGUGCCUCGUCGUUGUGUCUUGCCGCUUGCUUGCUUUGCUUCUUUGCUUGGCAACACCAGACACACGCACGCGCAACAAUUUUUUUGGUUUCGUGUUUUGUUCCACACGACGGCGUGAUGGCAUGCAAUGACACGGUGUGACAUGUGUUUAUCCUGUCUCAUCCUCUCUGAGAAGCAAACAAGAAGCGAAGCAAGGUGUUGCAGAAGCACAAGAAGGCUCGGAGGAAGAUGCUCAGACGUGCUUGCAGAAGAGAGGGCGUGGCGGUUCUACUUACUUUCGCUUUGCGCCGAUGAGGACACUCCACGAUAUGAUGUGGUUGAUCGUGCUGCCCGUUGCUUGAUCUCUCUCGACUUGCUCCGGCGUGUGGGGAGCAUGGCACAACUAGCGUACAAGCUGCAGUGAAAGGCGAGCGACACCAGGCAAAGGGGAUCACGACAGCAGGUCCCCUUGCUCCAUGAGCGCACUACAUAACUAUGUGGCUCAGUGCAGGUGGCUCAGU